CUUCCGCUGUUGAAGCCGUUGAACAACCCGCCGGACCGGAAGUGGUGAACUUGCUGGAAUUUCUCGGUUUUGCAGUUGCAAAGGGAUAGGAACUUGUGUUGGAUCAAGUCCUGAUACCGGUAGCGUUUCUCAGGGAGAUUGCAGCGACGUAAGCCGAGACCUGCUUGCUGUAAAUGGCACGUACAAUGCAAAUCACUUGCAGAGCAGGUGCCGUGCGCGGUUCUCGUUGAGUAUAAAACAAGCACAUUUGAGGCUUAGCCAGAUUGUACUCCGACCCGUUUGCGGUUCAACAUCAGAAACUUGCAUCGGUAAACUGGUCACCUCUUUCUGCAUGCAAACAAGGAGCGCGACCCCUGCAUGCCCCGCAGCGUCAUAAUGCGUCACGGCUCAGCCCCUAUAACCCCGCGUGAUUGAUGUGACGAGCUGGCGUGGGCGGAGCGGACUCAGCACCCGCCUCCGGUGGGCAGACCUAGCGACGGGCGGGGGGCUGCGACAACGGGGCGGGCAUGUUGCAGUCAGGGAUAUACGUCCUGGGCGGCAGAGCCGGUUCAGUGCUCCGUGCAGCGGCUACCUGGACUUGCGAGGCCGGCAGAGCGAGCCGGGAAGCAGCAGGGUGGAAAAGUAGCGGGGCCCGCAGCUUCAGCAGCGCCGUGGUGGCUAUGGCCCCGAUCAAGGUGGGAGAUGCCAUCCCCUCCGUGGAGGUAUUUGAAGGGGAGCCUGGGAAGAAGGUGAACCUGGCAGAGCUGUUCAAGGGCAAGAAAGGUGUGCUGUUCGGAGUUCCUGGGGCGUUCACCCCUGGCUGUUCUAAGACCCACCUGCCUGGGUUUGUGGAGCAAGCUGAGGCUCUGAAGGCCAAGGGAGUGCAGGUGUUGGCAUGUCUGACUGUUAAUGACGUCUUUGUGACAGAAGAGUGGGGUCGAGCCCACCAGGCGAAAGGCAAGGUUCGGCUCCUGGCUGACCCAACUGGGGCCUUUGGGAAGGAGACAGAUUUAUUACUGGAUGAUUCUUUGGUGUCUCUCUUUGGGAACCGCCGGCUGAAGAGGUUCUCCAUGGUGGUAGACAAUGGCGUAGUGAAGGCGCUGAAUGUGGAGCCGGACGGCACAGGCCUCACCUGCAGCCUGGCCUCCAGCAUCCUCUCACAGCUCUGAGACCCGGCCAGGUGGAGGUCCUCCUUGCUCCCAUCUUCCCUGCCCAGCUUUGGGCCAAGAGGUCCAGCCCCUCCUCGCCUGGGGCCCCUUAAAUGGAGCCUUGACCAUAUUUCUGCAAUAAACAGUCUGAUUUUCGUCUUUG
Molecule: messenger RNA, 1290 nt
Organism: Arvicola amphibius (Eurasian water vole)
Lineage: Eukaryota; Metazoa; Chordata; Mammalia; Rodentia; Cricetidae
Gene: Prdx5
Product: peroxiredoxin 5
Exons: 6
Coding region: 507-1148 (213 amino acids)
Biological process (GO): cell redox homeostasis; hydrogen peroxide catabolic process; cellular response to oxidative stress
Cellular component (GO): cytoplasm; peroxisome; mitochondrion
Molecular function (GO): thioredoxin peroxidase activity
Source: RefSeq, a predicted model, not a curated record